GCAUCAUUUAAACAGACUCCUGCUUCAUGCUGAUCAGUUUGUGAGAACCAUUCGCGUUAAAAGAUUGGACUUGGAUUCUUUUGUUUUUUGUUUUUCCCAAACCUCCCUUUUUAGGUGUCUCUGUUUCAGUUUGAUUUGUUUAUCUAGGUGGGGGGGAUGAAGGGAAGGAGUUGAUUGGUGGAUUUGCAAAGGAUUUCCCUGAAGACUGAGCUCAAAUCUCCUUUCCAUGUAGCUUGGACAUUUUAGGCACUGGAUUUCUGUUCUUGACUUUUCCUGGAAGCUAUGAGUGCAGGGUGCAUGGAUUUCUUUUGUAAAAGCAGCAGGAAGCAGAGCAAGUGUAAAUUGUCUGUGUCAGGCUCCCUGGAUAGCUGGAAAGCAAUCUCCAGGUCAGGCCUCCAGCAUCUGGCUCCUGCUCACUCCCUCAACAUCGCAAUCUCCAAUGGGCCAGGAAAAGAGCCAAGAACAACACUAGAAUGGAGUGAGAAUGCAGUGAAUGGAGAGCAUCUGUGGCUGGAGACCAAUGUGUCCGGGGACCUGUGUUACCUGGGGGAGGACAGUUGCCAAGUCAAAUUUGCAAAAUCAGCUCUCCGACGGAAGUGUGCUGCCUGCAAGAUUGUGGUUCACAAUGCGUGCAUGGAACAGUUAGAAAAGAUUAAUUUUCGGUGCAAACCAACUUUCCGAGAGGGGGGCUCCAGAUCUCCAAGAGAAAACUUUGUCCGACAUCAUUGGGUGCAUAGGCGGAGACAGGAAGGAAAGUGUAAGCAGUGUGGAAAAGGGUUUCAGCAAAAAUUCUCCUUCCACAGUAAAGAGAUUGUGGCCAUCAGUUGCUCCUGGUGCAAGCAGGCGUUUCACAACAAAGUCACCUGCUUCUUGCUACAUCACAUCGAGGAGCCGUGUUCCCUGGGGGCUCAUGCUGCUGUCAUUGUGCCUCCCACCUGGAUCAUUAAGGUGAAGAAACCUCAGAACUCAUUAAAAACUUCAACCCGGCGAAAGAAGAGAACAUCUUUUAAAAGAAAAGCCAGCAAAAGAGGCAAUGAGGAAAACAAAGGCCGACCAUUUGUGAUAAAGCCCAUCUCUUCUCUGCUCAUGAAACCACUGUUGGUGUUUGUCAAUCCAAAAAGUGGUGGGAAUCAGGGCACGAAGGUUCUCCAGAUGUUCAUGUGGUACUUGAAUCCUCGCCAGGUCUUUGAUCUCUCUCAGGAAGGGCCAAGAGAGGCACUCGAACUGUACAGAAAAGUGCCAAACCUACGACUCCUGGCCUGCGGAGGGGAUGGAACGGUGGGCUGGAUCCUCUCCAUCCUGGAUGAACUGCAACUCAGCCCCCAGCCUCCUGUUGCUGUCCUUCCACUUGGCACUGGGAAUGACCUUGCUCGCACCCUCAACUGGGGAGGGGGUUACACAGAUGAGCCGGUUUCGAAGAUUCUCUGUCACGUAGAAGAUGGGACUAUUGUCCAGCUGGAUCGCUGGAACCUCCAGGUGGAACGAAACCCCGAUCUACCACAGGAAGAAAUAGAGGAUGGGACACAUAAGCUUCCACUCAGUGUCUUCAAUAAUUACUUCAGCCUUGGAUUUGAUGCACAUGUCACGCUGGAAUUUCAUGAAUCCCGAGAAGCUAAUCCAGAGAAAUUCAACAGUCGCUUUCGAAAUAAAAUGUUCUAUGCUGGGGCAGCCUUUUCAGACUUCCUCCAGAGAAGCUCCAGGGAUUUAUCUAAGCAUGUUAAAGUUGUGUGUGAUGGAACAGACCUAACCUCAAAGAUUCAGGAGCUGAAGUUCCAAUGUAUAGUGUUUUUAAAUAUACCCAGGUAUUGUGCUGGCACAAUGCCCUGGGGUACCCCCAGUGAUCACAGAGACUUUGAACCUCAGCGCCAUGAUGAUGGUUACAUUGAGGUCAUCGGGUUCACUAUGGCCUCUCUGGCUGCUCUGCAGGUGGGAGGUCACGGAGAAAGGUUGCAUCAGUGCCGGGAGGUGACUCUGUUAACAUACAAGUCUAUCCCCAUGCAAGUGGAUGGGGAGCCAUGUCGACUGGCUCCGUCUCUCAUUCGGAUCUCCCUAAGGAACCAGGCCAAUAUGGUGCAGAAGAGCAAGCGGAGAACAUCCAUGCCGUUACUCAAUGAUCCCCACUCCAUCCCCGACCGGCUACGGAUCCGAGUGAACAGGAUUAGUUUACAAGAUUAUGAGGGGCUGCAUUAUGACAAGGAAAAACUGCGUGAAGCCUCCAUACCUUUGGGAAUAAUAGUUGUACGAGGAGAUUGUGACUUGGAGACCUGUCGUAUGUACAUUGACCGGCUACAAGAGGACCUGCAAUCAGUAACGACUACUACGCAGAGAGUUCACUAUCAGGAUCAGGAAGGUUCCUUUCCACGAGUACUUUCCGUUCAGAGGCUCUCUCCUAGAUGGUGCUUCCUAGAUGCAACUUCUGCUGAUCGUUUUUACCAUAUUGACAGAUCUCAGGAACAUUUGCACUUUGUGACUGAAAUUUCGCAGGACGAGAUUUUUAUCCUGGACCCAGAGCUGGUGAUAGCCCAGCAGGUGGGGACACCUCCCGGAAUGCCCGAUCUGGUACUGGUAGUGGAGCAGGCCUCUGGAAUAUCAGAUCGAUGGAACCCUGCAGUCCGAAAGCGGAUGCUAAGUGACAGCGGCCUCGGCAAGAUUUCCCCACACUACGAGGUACCUGACAAACAAAAGGACGCCAGCCAGACACACAUGCUGCAGCCACCUGUCUCUUCAGAAGAUCAAGCACUUUUACAAGCAGUAAUAGACGGUGAUCUUCUGAAGUUCAUAGAAUGCUGUAAGAGAGGAGCUAAUCUGUUAAUCCAGGGACCUGACCACUGUUCCUUGCUUCACCAUGCUGCCAAGACUGGGCACCUUGAAAUUGUGAAAUACAUCUUAGAACAUGGUCCGUCUGAGUUACUGGAUAUGACAGACAGUGAAAUGGGUGAGACAGCAUUGCACAAGGCAGCCUGCCAGUGCCAUCGUGGCAUCUGCCAGCUCUUGGUGGAAGCGGGAGCGUCUCUAAGAAAGACAGAUUCCAAGGGUCAGACACCUAGAGACAAGGCUCAGCAAGCUGGGGACUUAGAUUUGGCUUCCUACCUAGAAAGUCGUCAGAACUACCAGAUGGUUUCCCAUGAAGACCUGGAAACUGCAGUCUGAUAUCCAUGAAGAGGAAGAGAAUCCUAGGAAAUAACAAGGCUGACCCUGAGACACUCAGGCUGAGAGGAAGAAGCUGAUGGAAUCAAUGUCUCUCUCACUCUCAUGCAAAAUAUCUGAGGACAUGCCACCAGUUUCUAAGGGCUAAUGAGUCUUGCCACGGAACUGUGGUGUUCCCAUGUGAUGGUCCAUUCGGGAUGAGGUGGAACACUCAAAGGUCUGUGGAAUCCAUGGGCCACAGAAAUGUACCCUUACUGCUUCCAGCAAGUAGCAUGAACUUCUCCCAUGUUCAUCUGUACAAUUUAUUUUAAAAAAAUAGGAAAAGAAAGGGAGGAAAAAAACCAAAUUAACGUGGACAUUAAUAAACCAACCAACCCCUUCCUCUAUUCCUACAGUGCCCUACAUUCCUUUCUCUCCAAUCCUUCUCAUUUGUCACCAAUUAAAUAUCUAUUAUCUCUGUAUUAAUUCUUCACAAAUAGACAGAUGAUAGGCAAGAUGUUGAGGAACUCUGGAUGCCCUUUGAAAAAAAUGACUUAUGAACCUGCUAAGUCCUCACCUACGUCUCCCUCAGAAGUUGAAUUCUCAGUGUUUAAUUGCCAGGGAGAUUUUUUCUCUUUUGGAACAAAUUAUUUCUACCGCCCUGUUCUAUGGGGUGCUGGGUCUAGCUAGCUUUACAGCAAUGACAAGAGCUAGCUUCUUAAUUGUCAUUAAAUAGAUCUUAAAGGUGUUCUCAUGAAAUGAUAUUUUAAUAGAAGGGAGUUGCUGUGUGACAUUUUGUGGUGUCUUCUGACAGGCCACACAGUAGCCAAAAAGAUGUCACAUGUCACCACUCUGCUGAUGAUGACAGACUGAUUCUGCUCAGGUCUGAAUCCAGCCUAUAAUUAUCCACUGGGGGCUUCUGUCAAAUUGUGUUUUUAAGAUAGGAAGAGAUCAGAGUAUGAUGGAUGUAGUUGUGGUUGACUGACUUACUAGCCUUGCCACUUUGACUUACUGACUCUUAUAGUUAAAGAAACGAAAUUGAAAGCAUCAGCUGUUCAUCUAGGCUUGUUGAUAUUAGCAAGAGGAUGAGUACCACAUUAGACAUUUUAAAAAUAAUAAAAUACAAUGAAAACACCUCUGCCUGAAAAUUUAGAUGUGCAGAUUCAAAGAGGGGCUUGGAACAAAGCCUUUAAAGAGAGAUUAUCCUAUUCAAAAUAAAACAAACAUAAAUCAUUAACCUCUCAUUGCUUGCCAUAGCAUUACAAACAUGCAUUGCUUAACUGUUGUCAGGCAAGCCAUGGUUUCUUUGUUCUGCUCCUUACUUUCCUGACCCAAAGAACACCACCACCAAACAUAGGAAACCUUCACACCCACACCCAUAUCCCCAAACAUACUCAUAUAUACAAAGAGGCUACGUCUACACUGGUGCGUUCUCACGCAAAAACUCUUUUGCAGAAGAGUCCUUCUGCAAAAACUCUUCCA
Pelodiscus sinensis (Chinese soft-shelled turtle) is the source of this 4608-nucleotide messenger RNA. The record is from RefSeq and is a predicted model, not a curated record. Lineage: Eukaryota; Metazoa; Chordata; Testudines; Trionychidae.